This is a messenger RNA of Suillus fuscotomentosus, 1745 nucleotides long. RefSeq lists its product as uncharacterized. The record is from RefSeq and is a predicted model, not a curated record. The coding region runs from base 238 to 1563 and encodes 441 amino acids. Lineage: Eukaryota; Fungi; Basidiomycota; Agaricomycetes; Boletales; Suillaceae. The transcript has 6 exons.
GGUUUACCCAGGAAGACUAGGGAUAUUUCGGGUCUAUUGCUAUCAGUGUAAGGCCAUGCAAACCAAGCCGGCUCGUGCCGUUUUGACGCGCGUUGAUUCUGAUGGGCCAACUAUCGGGAAGACCUACCCUGAGGCUUGCAGGUGCAAUAUUUGCCGCCCAGGCAUUUAAAGCGACGAUCACGUCUUAUCACUGCAUAUCUUCCCUCUGACCAGCUUCCAUCAUCAACAAGGCGCACAAUGAAUGGAGUGGGAGGAUUCAGAAUCCCCGAGCCGCAAGCCCAGCCGUACCCGCCCACGCAAGCAUCUCAUUCUCACAUCGCACAUCAUUGGGCUGUGAACAGCCGGAUUGAACCUGGAACGAUCACCUACACGACGACCACUAAUGCAGACGGUCAGGUUACAAAUUAUCCUUUCAGGGCGGUGCCUGUGAGCUAUCAGACCUCCCAAGGAAUCGUGCAUGAUCUCCAAUGGGUCCCUGCCGACACCACACAGGUCAUGCUAACAGACGCUCAGCUCCCCAAUACAGGACUUGCGGCAGGGUCCUUUGGUCUCGAUCUUUUGGAUAGGGAAGAUGAUGUGGUGUUUAAGAAGUGGUUCGAACAAAUCCCCCAUUUCACUUCUCCUGGUAGACCUGAUCCCAUCUCAAUGGCAGCAUACUUGUCUUUCUCCCGAGGGCGCUCUCCUUAUAGUGCUCGUGCAUCCUUUCCAAUGCCGUUGCCAAAACGCUUCCCAAAGUCAUGCCCUCCCUCCCGCGCGCCGUCCCCAUACCAACGUCGUCAGCAGUCGAGAUCACCCCAUCCUUCCCACCGCACUCCUUCACUUGAUGUUCGCACUCACCCCCGUGGGCCAUCCCCAGACCAGAAUCGUCGGCAGUCGAGGUCACACUAUCCUUCUCUCCACCGCACCUCUCCACCUCAUGUCCCCUCUCCGUAUGUUGAAUACCCGCACGGGCAUGCAUUGGAGGGUCAGCCUAUUUUGGGUCCCCCAUCUUCGCAUAUGCCCAUCAUUACUUUUGACAGGGAACCGAUAUCGGACUCUUCUCCACAUCCAUUCACCCGUCUACCGGAUGCCACUCAAGCUUACACUCCGUUCAGUAUAAUAAGGAUUCAAGGCAUGGAUCAAUUUUCCAGUCAGAUUCCAAGCAUGCCAUCAGUGCUCGAUACCCAUGAUGUUCACCACCAGGAUUGGAGCACAUUCAUGAAUAAUAUUUCUCUUGCGUGGAUGGAGAAAUUGCCCCUUCCUGAGUUUGCCAGGGGCUGUCCGCCUCCGCGGAGCUCGAUUGUUGCAGACGUGAUAAAUCUGUGGAACAAUUCCUUCUUCCUUCCCCGUCAAGUAGAGGUAGUCCUCUACAAGGGCUGCGAGCGACGCUCAGGCCGGCACCCAGGGACUGUAGACCAUCGACUCUCAUUGCCCGAAUCGGAAAGAGAUAACGAACGCGAGCGGGAGUACUCGUUAUACUUGACCUGCGCCACGCCUGGUGUUGACGAUUUACUUGAGUCAACCCGUGCCAAAUCCUACGCCACACCCCGGUAUCCUACAUCCUCCUAUGCCUACUAUCUAUGAUGGAAUAAUAAGUUUGCCAGAAGGUGGAUGUGGGGAUUAACAAACUUCUUUAUUGUUAUUGUGCUACUCCCAUGUAUGGUUGACUAUGUAUUGAUGUCCGCACUUGGACCCAUUAACAGGCUCAUGCAGCAAGUUAGUCAGUCGAGUAUGUCUUGCGACUGUUGUCUUUCAGAAAAUAAAAG